AUGUCGAUGGCGAAGGUGGACCGCCGUAUCGAUGAUGAUGAUGACGAGGCAGAUCAAUUCGCUGACGCAGAGGAGCAAGCGCCCACUCUGCAGCAAGAGCAGUCCACCGCCCCACAUCCUGAAUCAUCAGACGUAGGCCUAGAGUCUAUUGGCGAUGAUAAGAUCGAGGACGACGAAGUGGAAGACGACUACGAUAGUGGUGAAGAUAGCGAGCUGGAGCGCAUUCAGGCCUUUGAUUUCCAGGACGCAGACUGGGACAUGGCUAAAGGAGACUUCACAAAGCUCUACAAUCGCUCUCGCCAAGUGCAGUCGGUGGCUCAAGGAAGCUCAGACGCAGCAGUACCUUUGCCAGCCAUGAACAUCUCGAGAAAGGCUGCUGCUGCCAGGGAGGCAAGGGACGAAGCCAACCGCACCAAUAAUCGGAAUACCGGCAAUGCGGCAGGACCAUCUAGCUCUACAGAUCCAAAUCGGAUUACAUCGGGAGAAGAUGCCGAAAAUGCUGCACAAGAAGCUCCCCACGAUAAGACGACUGCUCAACUCUCUUCGUUGUCUCACCUUGCGUCUCGUAUAUCCCUGUCUGGUUCUCUGAAUGCCUCAGUGCCUAGGAAAGGCAACUCGGCUACAGCUUCGAAAGACAAGGACAAAGCCGACAGGGCCACCACACAGCAGGUUCUCGACCCUCGUACGCUUGUCAUACUCUUCAAGAUGCUACAAAGAGGUUUUCUGCGGCACAUCGAUGGAGUCAUAUCCACCGGCAAGGAAGCAAAUGUCUACCAUGCCUCCAUGCCUCCUCCCCCUCUGGCUGAGCAUGGCGAGGACGAGACGACUCCAGCUGAGGAGCGCAAAGGCUCACCAGUUCAUGUAGCCAUCAAGAUCUACAAGACAUCCAUUUUGGUCUUCAAGGAUCGUCAUCAAUACGUGUCUGGAGAAUAUCGGUUCAGGAACGGCUACUCAGGAUCCAACCCACGCAAGAUGGUCAAGACAUGGGCAGAGAAGGAAGCCAGGAAUCUCAAAAGAUUGGUGUCUGCCGGUAUUAGAGCUCCCAAACCACUGGAGCUGAGGGAUCACGUCCUGGUCAUGGACUUUCUGGGCGACCAGGCUGGUUGGGCUAGCCCUCGGCUAAAGGAUGCUGAGAAGAGCAUCGAUCAAGAAGUUGAGAAUGGCCAAGAGGAUCGGUGGGAGGACCUCUACCGAGAGAUGCUGGCUGGAAUGCGGACGCUAUGGUGGCAAUGUCGCCUCGUCCACGCUGAUUUGAGCGAGUACAAUGUCCUGUACCACGAGUCCCACUUGUGGAUCAUUGACGUGUCUCAGUCUGUUGAACAUGACCAUCCAAAAGCUCUUGAGUUCCUUCGAGCCGACAUCUCUCACAUCGAGGCCUACUUCUCCAAGCGUGGAGGCGUUAGGAACGUCCUUGGUUUGCGCAAAGUCUUCGACUGGAUCAUUGCCGAGCCCAGAGAGCGUGCGAAGAGGGGUGGUGGAAACGUCGGCAUCGAUCAAGUGCACGAGCAAGAUCAAGGGAACGAUGAGACGUACGAGGGCGAGCUGAAGAUCGUCCAGACUGGAGGCACGGGGCCAUUUGCGCAAUUGGAAGUGAGGGAGCGAGAGCGAGGCGAGACCGAAGAAGAACUCAUGGCGGAUCUGAAGGAGAUCAUGGAGAGGAGUAAAGAAUCAAAGGCAGCUGCCUCCUCCGCGCCUCCCGCGAACAACGGUCUGGAUCAUUCCGCGAAUGCACAGACAUCAAUGGCCACUCCACCAAACCAGCAGGCACAGCAGCAGUCCUCAGACGAAGCAGUUUUCUUCUCGUCCUACAUUCCGAGAACGCUCAACGAAGUCUACGAUCCAGAAAGGGAUAUUCAAAAGCUCAAGAAGGACGGCGCAGAAAGCCUGAUCUAUGCCGGAGGUGUGACGGGUCUCGGCAAGGCCAACGUGGAAUCAACCUCGAAUCCUUCUGAGCAAGUAGCUGCCCCAAGCUCGCAGACGCCCGCUCCAGGCGACUCACAAUCGGACGACGAGAGUUCCGACGAGGACGGCAGCUCAGACGAAGACGACGAGAAUGGUGGGACCAGGGAGAAGAAAGGGCCCCGAGGUCACCGCCACGAGGAUCGCGAAGCAAAGAAGCAGCGGAAGCAAGAGGUCAAGUCUGCGAAUCAGGAGCGGCGCAAGACGAAGAUGUCAAAGAAGGAGAAGCUCAAGAAGAUGAAAAAGAAGUGA
This is a messenger RNA of Microstroma glucosiphilum, 2211 nucleotides long. Its product is annotated as RIO1-domain-containing protein. Gene Ontology annotation, biological process: maturation of SSU-rRNA. The transcript has 3 exons. Gene Ontology annotation, cellular component: cytosol; preribosome, small subunit precursor. Gene Ontology annotation, molecular function: protein serine/threonine kinase activity; ATP binding. The record is from RefSeq and is a predicted model, not a curated record. Lineage: Eukaryota; Fungi; Basidiomycota; Exobasidiomycetes; Microstromatales; Microstromataceae. The coding region runs from base 1 to 2211 and encodes 736 amino acids.